CUUAGCAACGCCUAUCAAAGUCUGGGAGAUGUUAAAACAGCCAUAGGCUACUAUAAACAUCACCUGAAAAUUGCGAAAGAAUUGGGUGACAGAUCGGAUGAAGGAAAGGCGUAUGGAAAUCUUGGAGUCGCCUAUUACAGACUGGGAGAAUUUAAAACAGCCAUAGACUAUUAUGAACGUCACCUGAAAAUUGCAAAAGAACUGGGAGACAGAUCAAGUGAAGAAGAGGCAUACUGGGAUCUUGGCAACGCCUAUCAAAAACUGGGAGAUUUUAAAAGAGCUAUAGAAUGCCACGAACGUAUUCUGCAAAUUUCGAAAGAAUUGGAUGACAGGUCAAUUGAAGGAAAGGCGUGUGGAAAUCUUGGUAACGCUCAUCAAUGUCUGGGAGAUUUUAAAACAGCCAUAGAAUACUAUGAACGUCACCUAAACAUUGCGGAAGAAUUGGGUGACAGAUCGGUUAUAGGAACAGCUUAUGGAAAUCUUGGCAGCGCCCAUCAAAGUUUGGGAGAUAUUAAGACAGCCACAGACUACAAUGAACGUCAUCUAAAAAUUGCGAAAGAAUUGGGUGACAGAUCGAGCGAAGGAACCGCAUACGGAAAUCUUGGAAACGACCACUUUUUACUGGGAAAUUACAAAACAGCCAUAAAUUACCAAGAACGUUAUCUGAACAUUGCCAAAGAACUGGGUGACAAAUGGAAUGAAGGAAAGAUUUAUGGCAGUCUUGGUGGCUCCUAUCAAAAACUGGGAGAUUUUAAAACAGCCAUAGACUAUCAUGAACUUGACCUAAAAAUUGCAAAAGAAAUGGGAGACCGAUCAGGGGAAGCAGCCGCACUUGGCAAUCUUAGUAACGCCUAUCAAAGUCUAGGAUAUUUUAAAAGAGCCAUAGACUACCUUGAACGCACCAUGAAAAUUGCGAGAGAACUGGGUGACAUUUUUCAAGAAGGAAUAGCCUGUGGAAAUAUUGGUUCUAAUUUUGCAUGUCUUGGCCAAUACCCAGAGGCUAUUAGAUAUUGCCAGCGCGGUGUUACUUUGUACAAUAAUAUUAGAAAUAGUCUUCAGUUGAACGACGAGUGGAAAAUAAGCUUGCGUGAUCGAUACCAAAGACUAUACAUCAUACUCUGGACCUUGAUGUUAGAAGAAGGCAAGGUUACGGAGGCUUUGUUUUCUGCCGAGCAAGGACGGGCACAGGGUCUAAAAGACCUUAUGGAAUUAAGUUACGCAUUUGAAGAGAAUGCGGAAUUAAUUAAAGAAAUCAGAAACUUUCAGGAACUGUGCAGUGGUCUUCCUCCGAAUACCAUAUUUAUGGCAAUUGGAAAUAUGAAGGAGUUAGUUUUCUGGGUUUGUCGGAAAGGAAAGGAGGUUGAAUUAAGAAGAAAGCAAAUCAGGUCGCAGUAUGAAAUCAAAGAUUUUUUUCAGUCUCUUUUGAAGAAAUUCGGUGCACGUAAUUAUGUGCAGUGUGAAGAUCGCUCACUUGAAUCGGCAAAGAAUCAAAGACUGCCCGAUAAAACAUCACCUCAAGAUGGCAGCCAAAACCAGCAGUUUUACCUUCAAGAAAGAGUUUUGAGCACAUUUUACGACACUGUCAUUAAUCCUAUUCAAGAUCUUUUUUCAAGCAGUGAACUCGUAUUCAUUCCAGACGGUCCACUUUGCUUAGCUCCAUUUGCUGCAUUCAAGGGACCAGACUCCAAGUACCUUUGCGAAUCUUUCAGAAUUCGCGUGGCUCCAUCCCUCACCAGCUUAAAAAUGAUUGCGGAUUGUCCGGUAGAUCAUCAUCUCACAUCGGGCGUGCUUCUCGUCGGUGAUCCGUGGGUGCAAGAUGUGACGACGUUAGAACAGUUGCCAUUUGCCAGACAGGAAGUAGAGAUGAUUGGUAGAGUACUUGGCUGUACGCCUCUUAUUGGAAGACAGGCCACAAAAGAUGAGGUGUUAAAACGACUCGGCUCAGUUGCUUUGGUCCACUUCGCUGCACAUGGCAGCAUAGAAGCAGGCGAAAUUGCCUUAGCACCCAAAAAUGGUGAGAUGGAUUUUAUUCUGACGAUGAAAGAUGUAAAGCGUGUUCAGAUGCGUGCAAGGCUGGUUGUACUCAGUUGCUGCCACAGUGCUCACGGCGAGAUCAAAGCAGAGGGUGUGGUCGGCAUAGCACGGGCAUUCUUAGGUGCUGGUGCUCGCUCUGUUCUGGUAUCAUUGUGGGCGAUUGACGACAAGGCCACUCUUGAGUUUAUGAAACAUUUCUAUCAGCAUCUUGUGGAAGGAAAGAGUGCUAGUAAAGCCCUAAACCAAGCAAUGAAUUGCAUGAGAGAAUCCAGAGAAUUUAGCGCUGUAAAUCACUGGGCACCGUUCGUGCUCAUUGGUGAUGACGUCACAUUUGAAUUUGGUGAGAGCAAAUAG
Messenger RNA from Porites evermanni, 2388 nucleotides. Lineage: Eukaryota; Metazoa; Cnidaria; Anthozoa; Scleractinia; Poritidae. The record is from the annotation of a GenBank genome assembly.